This is a messenger RNA of Diatraea saccharalis (sugarcane borer), 1223 nucleotides long. NCBI's taxonomy places the organism in Eukaryota, Metazoa, Arthropoda, Insecta, Lepidoptera, Crambidae. The record is from the annotation of a GenBank genome assembly.
AUGCUUAAAAUAUCAUUUAUUAUGAAGCCUAGUGAAGGUCAGCUGCGGCUCCGUGGGAAGAUUUACCUCAUGCUCGGCUCCGUCGAGGAAGAAGGAGGCAGCUUCCCUCCUCAAGCAGCAUAUGCAAAGUGUGCUAUGUGUGAACGAUAUCCUGGAUACCUGUUUGGGGGAACUCCUGUCAGUAGUUGGGACAGGAGUUUCAACUCAUUGGAAAAUCAAAUCCAACACCAGUACAGAGGUCGGUUAGGUUCUGGCGCGAGAUACUGGGGCAGUAUGUCUGAAGGAGGUGGCGUAUCCGCGGCAGGGGACAGUUGCAAAACCAAUCUUAUUGUUAACUAUUUGCCCCAGUCUAUGACCGAGAAGGAUCUAUACGCGAUGUUCAUGACCAUAGGACCCAUAGAGAGCUGUCGAGUUAUGAAGGAUUUUAAGACUGGUUACAGUUACGGCUUCGGUUUCGUUAAUUUUACACGUGAGGAGGAUGCGGCCCGCGCUAUUGAGACUUUCAAUGGUUACCAGCUCAGAAAUAAACGGUUUAAGGUGGGUUUCAUGACCUUUUACUUCUAUAUAUUUGACAAAAGGGAAGAGGCGCAAGAAGCGAUUGCGGCCCUGAACAAUGUGAUACCAGAAGGUGGAACUGAACCUCUAAGCGUUAAGCGGUGCGGGGCGGAGACAGCGGGGCGGGGUGGCGCGGCGGCGGCGCGUGCCCGUCUGCGCCUGCACAGCGAUACAAUGGUGGCAGAAGAACAUGGGAAACAAAAGGCUGCGUAUUAUGCGGGUUGGGCUGCAGGAUUUCAUCAUAAUAGAGGUGAUUUUGCAUGGAGUUGCGGUAGCUGCAUGGUAACAGAUCCAUGGGACAAUUUCCCUUCGCCCACUAUGGGGGGUAGUCAUCCUACGACACCGAGGAACGGCUGCAGGCCUGGAAAUUGCGCCAACAGGGUAGCUUACCCUAAUUACCUGCCUGAAGUAGGAACCCACAUUGGACCCCGGGCUUCGACGAGAGGUUCAAAAACCAAAGAUGCAGGAGUGGGCCGACGCCGUAUUGGUAGAUGUCGCUGCGAUCGACGAGUGUUCUAUCCAGGCGUGUGACGUCAUUUGACUCGUUCAAAUCCCUCGGUGCUUACGCCCUUGUAAAUAAUGUUGACGGCGAACAUCGCUCAACGUUUUUAUACCAUGUUGACGGGAUUUGUUAUAUCAUGUGUGAUGCAAUGUCGUAUGCCAAAAAC